ACCCAAAAGAUCUGUAUCCUUCUUUUCUGAUUUCUGAACUUCUUCCAAUUCCCCCAAAAAAAUCUAACCCCUAACCCAGCCGCCGCCUCACAUCUAUCGUACGGCCAGAGGUCCGGCGACACCCCCCGAAACCGAACAUGGAAGCCGCCGGCGGGAAUCUCGAUCUCAACGACACCGCCAAUUCCGCUCUCGUCGAUUCCUUCUACGAGAUCACCUCCUCCAUCAGGCAGGAAGCCGCUUUCUUCCUCGAGAGCCACCAAUGGGAUCUCGACGCCGCCGUUUCCACCUUCCUCGACAACGAUAACGCCGCUGUCGCUGUUGCCCCUUCUUCUGCUGUACCUGCUGCUCCUCCGACUGGCGGUGGUGGCGGGGGCACUCCUUCUCCGACUGAUUCGCCGGACGAAUCGAUGUCUCCUAACUAUUCCCCCUCUCAGUCUCCUGCUAGGUCUAGGUCACGAUCCCGCUCCCUGUCCCCUGCUCCCGCCACUAUGUCUAGGUUGCCUUACCAGCUGAGGCAGAGAGGGGAGAAGAAGAAUAAGAAGACUGGUACGGCCGGUGCUAGUGGGAGUGGGAAUCGUGGUGGAAUAAGGACUUUGGCUGAUCUCAAUCGGAUCCCUGGCGGUUCUGAUAGCGAUGACGACGACGACGAGCCGCAGGAGUAUUACACCGGCGGCGAGAAGAGUUCUUUUCUUUUACAUUUAGAAAAAAACUUAUCCGAUGAAGAGGUCGAGAGUCUUUCCAAAAAGAAAUGGAAGUACAGAUGGGAAGUGCCUUCUCUUGACUUGUCAAAUUGCAAGUGGGUGGGGACAGGAGAUUGUUGCCUAAAGACACAGGAUAUGCUGGACAGUUCUACUAGGGAUGUCAAACAAAGUUUGUAUAAGCAUUGGUUGGAAGUGUGCAAGCUGUAUGGAGGCAGAGAUUUUCCAGUGUCUAAGCAUGGUUCUUUCUUCAACAUCUUCAAUAGCUACAGGGAUGUGUUGCAUUGUAACAAGAAACCUUUCUAUCUCAAAGGUCACGGAGAAGAUUCUAACAUUAUGGACGCGUACCUCAUGCAUUCUUUGAAUCACAUUUUCAGAAGUAUAGAUCUUGUGAAAAAGAAUGAUACGAAAGUUGCCAAGCUUCAAGAAACUGCUGAAAGUGAGUUGCUUAUUGAUGAUGUUGUUCGUGAUCGUGGAUUCACUCGGCCAAAGGUUUUGAUCUUGUUGCCAAUUAGACACAUUGCACUUCGUGUUGUGAAGAGGCUGAUUCAAUUGACUCCUCAAGCUUCAAAGGUAAAUGUGGAGUUCAUGGAUCGAUUCCUUGAAGAGUUUGGAUAUCAAGAAGAUGAAGCCGAUCUGGACAAUGAAGAAUUGAAACUCAAAAUUGGAAAUUCAAAAUCUCAGAAGAUUUCUAAGCCAUCUGACUAUGAAGCACUUUUUGGUGGAAAUUCUGACGAUGAUUUUAUGAUUGGAAUUAAGUUUACUAGGAAAAGCAUAAGGUUAUAUAGUGACUUUUAUUCAUCGGACAUGAUUGUUGCUUCUCCACUUGCGUUGCGGGAGAAAAUUGACAAAGUUUGGGCCAAAAAGGAAGAGGAUUUUGAUUAUCUUUCUUCUAUUGAGGUCACCAUAGUUGAUCAUGCUGAUGUAAUAGCAAUGCAAAACUGGGAGCAUCUUGCUGUAGUUCUUGAACAAUCCAACCGCAUGCCCUCCAAGCAACACGGGACUGACAUCAUGCGCAUUAGAAAAUGGCACCUGGAUGGGCAUGCCAGAUUUUACCGUCAAACAAUUGUAUUAGGUCAUUAUGUAAACCCAGAUAUCAAUUCUUCAUUCAAUAAUUGGUGUGUUAACUACCAAGGAAAGAUCAAGUCGGUAUGUGAGACUCAUAAAGGUGUUCUUCGUAAAGUCCCACCAGACCUAAGACAGAUCUACGAGCGAUUUGACGUGGGCUCAAUUGCAGAUAUCGAUGAUAUACGCCUUGCUCAUUUCAUUAAUAAGGUUAGCUCUGAAAAGGUUUUCCCGAAGAUCAAAGAUUCUGAAGAGGGAGGAAUCAUGAUAUUUAUCAGUUCUUAUUUCGAGUUUGUUAGAGUUCGUAACUUCCUGAAGUCUCAAAACGCAUCAUUUUGCCUGCUUGGAGACAACACUAAACCUAAAGAUGUGUCACGUGCGCGGAAUUGGUUCAUCCAGGGGAAGCAUAAAAUCAUGCUCUACACUGAAAGGCUUCUUUUCUUCCGCAGAUACAAGAUUCGUGGUGUGCGAGACUUGAUCAUCUAUUCACUUCCCGAAAGGAAAGAGUUAUAUCCUGAGGUUGUUAACAUGCUUGAAGGGGCCAACAACAGCAACAUGUCAUGCACUGCACUCUUUUCCAAGUUGGAUUGGUUGCGGCUGGAGAGAAUCGUAGGGACUGCUUCUGCAAAAAGGAUGGUAACGUCAGACAAGCCGGUGUUCGUGUUAUGUUGAGAUGAGAGUAGAGUGCAUUUAGUGGGUAAGUUUAUGGAGCAAAAAACUUCAUUAUCAGGAAUCAGGCGAGUCCACUAGAUGCAGAUAGAGAGCCAUGGAAUCUGCUUGGAUGGUCAAGGUUCCUUAUUUUGCUUCAAUUGAGCAACCAAAAUUUUGAUUCGAUUCGAUUUCGUAUAAAUUAUUGGCCGGUGGUUUGUUUUUGUGGUUGCAUUUGCAUGGUGCUAAUAGUUAAGAAUCUCUCUCUUACUCGGUGUAGUAUAUUGUCGUGGUUGGCUAUGUUUGUCUGACGGCUAAAUUGGGUUACUAGAAUUACUAAAACAAUUUACUGUUUUUCACUAAAAUUGGGUUAAUAAUAUUUUGUGUAUCCUUCUACUAUUGUAUAUUUACAACCGUACCUCUCUACAAAAUUUGUG
This is a messenger RNA of Linum tenue, 2848 nucleotides long. The record is from the annotation of a GenBank genome assembly. Lineage: Eukaryota; Viridiplantae; Streptophyta; Magnoliopsida; Malpighiales; Linaceae.